AUGAACUCUGCUGGGAACGAUAACUGGCACCCCGGUGGCCCGCCAGCGCACCCCGGGCUGGACCAGAUGGGCCAGCCACCUCGUCCUCUGGGCUCCUUUGGCCAAAACCCACCGCCUCAACAAGGCCCGUCUUCGCAGCCCACCGGUCCGGUCCUCCCACCCCCAGGUGCCUACCAUCCUGCGAACCAACCUGGCGGCGGUCACUCCCUCCCUGGGCUGGCAGAGCUGAGCCAGGGCCACGCUGGUCCGCAUCAGCCUACCCCAUAUGGCCAGCACCCAACCGCCCCCGCUCAUAAUGCUGGUCACUCGCUCCCGGGCAUCGGACAAGCCAUGCAACACCCCUCCCCACAGUCCAUCAACCGGGAACGCGAGCGGGACUCCAGAGAUCGGGAAUUGAUCGAGAGACAGCGUCAGGAGGAGAUGGCGCACCGAGAGCGCGAGCAGCGCGAACGCGAACAGAUCGAGCGCCAGCAGCUGGAGCGUCAACGUGAGCAGCAGCACCACCCAGUCCAGAGCCACACUGGUUCCAUCACGAUCCAUCAGCCGCAAGCGAAAGUGCCCAACUCCAUUCACGGUCCUAAUGGACUGUUGUCUAACCUGGGACCGAACCCCGCAAAUGGCCCCCAAGGAUCGUUGCCCGCCUCUGGGGGACCUGGUGGGAUCUAUGGUCCUCAGAUGCCACAUGGUGAAGGCACACCCAGGUCGUACAUGCAGCACCCAGGUGGCCCCCCGGGUCAGCCUUUGAUGGCUUUUAAUGGCACUGGCCCACCGAUCCCCGGGAAUGUUGCUGCGCUCGCCCAGGGUCAGCAGCCUAUUCUGAAUGAUGCGCUGAGCUAUCUAGACCAGGUCAAGGUCCGUUUUGUCGACCAGCCUGACGUGUAUAACCGGUUUUUAGACAUCAUGAAAGACUUCAAGAGUCAAGCGAUUGAUACUCCCGGAGUAAUCCAACGUGUCUCGACGCUAUUUAACGGACACCCUGCUCUUAUCCAGGGGUUCAACACCUUCCUCCCCCCUGGAUAUCGAAUCGAGUGCGGAACAGAAGAUAACCCAGACGCGAUUCGAGUGACAACUCCUUCGGGUACGAACACUUUGAGCAUGCCCCGUGCUAGACACUCUUUGGACUCCUCUGGAGAACUUGGCCCAUCCAGUAACAUGGGCCCUCAUGGGCGCCCUGAGUUCUUUGAGCAGUCGCGGCCGGGGUGGCAGCAGCAACCUCAACCUCAGCAGCCCCAGCAGCCCCAGCAGCAGCAGCAACCGCAGCAAAGCAACCUUCCUGGAUCAUACUCCCCCGGGUCUCGCAUAAUGGGGCCAAGUAUUUUCGGCCAGCAAGGAGGCCAAAACCAGGCUCAAGAACAUCACUAUGACUAUCCCACCCAGCAAGAGCAGCAAGCUGCUGCUGGGGCUGCUGCCAUGGCUCACCAGCAGGAUCAGCGGGGCGUCUCCCAGCUUCAAGGUGCUGCAUCUGCUGCCUCCGCAGGUCUCGGACGGCCUUCUCUGUUGCAGGUGACAGCAGCGACACAGGGUCCCUCAAGCCUAACACAACCUAUGAACAGCUUGGCGGGCGUUGGAACGGGGAUGCUCCAAGGUGCUCAGGCAGACCUGAACAAGCGGGGCCCCGUUGAGUUUAACCACGCUAUUAGUUACGUCAAUAAGAUCAAGAACCGCUUUUCAAGUGCCCCUGAAAUUUAUAAGCAAUUCCUCGAAAUAUUGCAGACCUACCAGCGCGAGUCUAAACCAAUUCAGGACGUUUAUGCUCAAGUCACACAACUCUUCAAUACGGCUCCUGAUCUACUAGAAGAUUUUAAGCAGUUCCUGCCUGAGUCUGCAGCGCAUGCAAAGCAGCAAGCAGCGGCUCGCCAGGCAGAAGAGGCCGCCCCAAUGAGCAAUGUUCGUGGGGAGCCAAGCUAUCCCAGCGCCAAUGCUCUUCCCUCUCAGACUCCAAACCGCGACGUGAAGAUGCCCCCGUUGGGCCAGUUCAAUGUCAAGGAUUCUGGUAAAGACGGAAAGAAACGUCGAGGCGGGCCAGGAGCUCCAUCUACUAUGGGUUCAUCUAUCUCAGGUCCUUCUGCUCCUGAUGCGGCGCGUAUGGCCGAUGCGCAAGCCGGUCGAGCUGCAACCAUUCAGGCCACCAAUGCCAACAAGAGGGCUAAAGUCCACCAUAAGCCUUCCCAGGCAGAGGCUCCAGCGGUUUCUCCCACACUCGUUCCCGCUCUGCCAGAGCCGAUCCAGCCGACUUUCUCCUUGACGCCUACUCAAGAGGAAUUCGCCUUCUUUGACCGGGUCAAGAAGUAUAUCGGAAACAAACAGACCUUCAGCGAGUUUCUCAAGCUCUGCAACCUAUACUCCACAGAUCUCAUUGACAGACAUGUUCUGGUGAAGAGGGCAGCUAGUUACAUCGGCUCCAACCCGGAACUGAUGGCCUGGUUCAAGCGCUUUAUGCAUGUGGAUGAGCCCGAAGACAAGAUUAUCGACGUCAAGGCGAAACAGGACCCCGGGGUUGUCAAUCUGUCUCAUUGUCGCUCUCUUGGGCCCAGCUAUCGCCUGUUACCGAAGCGUGAGCGCCAGAAGCCGUGCAGUGGGCGCGAUCAGCUCUGUUACAGCGUCCUCAACGAUGAGUGGGCUUCUCACCCCACCUGGGCAUCGGAAGAUUCGGGAUUCGUCGCACACCGCAAAAACCAGUUCGAGGAUGCUCUGCAUCGUAUCGAGGAGGACAGACACGAUUACGACCAUCACAUCGAGGCGUGCACGCGCACUAUCCAGCUUAUCGAGCCUAUUGUGCAGCAGUUCCUGGUGAUGUCUGAAAGCGAGCGCGCUGCAUUCAAACUUCCGCCCGGCCUUGGUGGCCAGAGUGAGGCGAUCUACCAGCGGGUGAUCAAGAAGAUCUAUGACAGACAGCGUGGAGAAAAGAUCAUUAAAGAGAUGUUCGAGCGACCGUGCCAUGUUUUGCCCAUUGUUCUCUUCCGUCUCAAGCAGAAGUGCGAAGAGUGGAAAGCUAGCCAGCGUGAAUGGGACAAGAUUUGGCGGGAGCAGAUGCAGAAGGCCUACUGGCGGAGUCUGGAUCACCAGGCAAUUGCCAGCAAAGGUAGCGACAAGAAGCUGUUUGUGGCGAAACACAUCCAGAUGGAGAUCCAGAACAAGUUUGAGGAAAGUCGGAAUCUGCGCAGGAGUGGAUACCAGACUGCGAAGCAUCAGUUUGAGUCCACCUUCAACGACCCGGCCGUCAUCAUCGAUGCCACGCACCUGCUGCUUACCUUCAUUGACCGUAAUUCUGCUGGGUUCGGGGCGGACCCGCAGAAGGUCAUGACGUUCAUAAAGGACUUCAUCCCUGUGUUCUUUGGCAUGGAUCGGGACACGUUCCAUGUGUACAUGAAUGAACUCUCUAGCGGCGCGUCCCCGAUGGAUGAAGAUGACGAGAGUCUGGGUCCGGAGGAGAGCUCUACGCCGCGCAGCCGAAAGGGCAUUAACGGCAAGAAGAUCGAUCUCCUGCGCGAUGUCCUGGAGCGUCGCAGCGAGAAAGUGCAGCGGAGCGACAAGGAAGGCAGUGCACCGGCGAGCCGCGAUGGCACCCCAGAUGCCGUUCUGGUCCCAUCAACGCCUGUUCCCGACCCCACCGAGCCGUUCGAUGUGGCAGAAUUGAAGUGGAUGGAGCACCCCGGGCAGGGCAACUUCAACCAGCAGCGGGAGUACAACCUGAACGAGACGUACGAGAAGAAGGCGCAUCACUUGUACGCGAACGCGAACAUCUACUGCUUCUUCCGUACCUUCGAGAUCCUCUACUCUCGCCUGCUCCGCAUCAAACUCCACGAGAAGGAUGCUCAUGACGACGUGCGCCGGGCGCUCAUCACCAAGCCGGCGCAGGAGCUCAACCUCAUUGACAAGUUCCCGACAGACUUCUUCUACGACUGCGACCCGAAGGCGAACCUGUACCAGCAGAUCGUGCGCAUGUGUGAAGAGGUGAUCAAGGGAGACAUGGAGACGUCCCACCUGGAGGACACCCUUCGGCGCUACUACCUGCGCAGCGGCUACCAGCUGUACAAUUUGGAGAAGAUGUUCGCGGGCAUCGCCAAGUUCGCGGGAGCGAUUUUCAACGGGGACUCGAAGGACCGCAGCUCGGAUAUCAUGAACCUCUUCUUCAAGGAGCGUGACAGGGAGGAGACGACGCACAACCAGGAGAUCCAGUACCGCAAGCAGGUGGAACGACUGGUCAAGGACGGCGACAUCUACCGGAUUACCUACAACCCCGGCAGCAAGAAGACGGCGGUGCAGCUGCUAACGCCCGAGGAUGCGACGCUGGAGAACGAGGAGCUGAGCCAGGAGGCGCGCUGGUCGUACUACGUCUCGGCGUACACGAUGCGGGACCCGACGGAGGGGGUGGCCUUCUCGCAGAUGCGGAUGCCCUUCCUGAAGCGCAACCUGCCGGCGAAGCUCGAGCAAGAAGAAGAGUACAACCGGUACUACCGGCCGCUGGUGCACCAGGACGGGCUGAUCAUCCGGAUCUGCGCCAACAGCUACCAUAUCCUGUACGAGCCCGGGAGCUUCGACUGGUGGUGGCGACCGACAACGCCGGUGGGCGAGUCGGCAGAGGAGACGGCCAAGGAGGAGGCGGCGGUGAAGGAGCGACGGCGGGACCGGUUCAUGGAGAAGUUCGUCAACAACCCGCAGUGGGCGCACGGGCUCAGCAAGGACCAGGUGGAUGAGUCGAACCAGCGCUUCCGCUCGUGGGUCAAGGGGGCGGACGGGGAGAGCGGCGUGGUGGUGGCGGCGGAGGGCUCUGGGUCGGACGCGGCGGACGACAAGGAAGACACCGAGAUGGCCGACCACGAACAGCCCGUGGCGGAGUCAACGGAGCAGUGA
Messenger RNA from Aspergillus heteromorphus CBS 117.55, 4854 nucleotides. Its product is annotated as transcriptional regulator SIN3. Gene Ontology annotation, biological process: negative regulation of transcription by RNA polymerase II. Lineage: Eukaryota; Fungi; Ascomycota; Eurotiomycetes; Eurotiales; Aspergillaceae. Gene Ontology annotation, molecular function: transcription corepressor activity. Gene Ontology annotation, cellular component: Sin3-type complex; chromatin. The record is from RefSeq and is a predicted model, not a curated record. The transcript has 9 exons. Bases 1 to 4854 code for a protein of 1617 amino acids.